Messenger RNA from Paramacrobiotus metropolitanus, 1652 nucleotides. RefSeq lists its product as uncharacterized. The record is from RefSeq and is a predicted model, not a curated record. Bases 603 to 1421 code for a protein of 272 amino acids. The transcript has 6 exons. Lineage: Eukaryota; Metazoa; Tardigrada; Eutardigrada; Parachela; Macrobiotidae.
GCUUCCGGUUACUGCUCAGAGAACACGUCCCUAACCUAAAGUUAAAAACUGCAUUAAGAAUUUCAACGACAUGGUUCUACCAAUAUUGAAUACACCAACCCGAAGCCCCAGUGGGAUCUCUAAAAUGGAUGCAAGCGGAGAAACCUAGCAGCAAACGUAACACCGAAAGUCCUUGUAACAGGCCAAAUUUCAUAAAUGACUACUCUAAUGUUCCCAUUGCUCUUGCUGAAUUCGAAUUUAAUACAAUAUUUUUAUUCUGACAAAGUUGCACUACAAUGCAUGUGAAAAGUUCACACGAAUUAAAUUUACCACUAAUCGUGAGCCUAUAUUCAUCCGUGAGCUCGGCUUGUAUUCAUAUAACCAUCGGCUGGCUUCGACUCCCCGUUUGACAGGAGAGAAGGCCGAAGGUUUUUCUGCAGCAUACAACCUAGACAUUUCUGGGUUAAGGUCACGCCUUUUUGAGUGGGAAUACCAAAUUUUCGAUGUAAGCAUCUGCUAUCCCAUACCAAGGAUUGGAAAAAACGCUUAGCAAACGGAGCGCAUGCAGUUAUUAUCAACUGCCAAAGGUUUUUCAAAUCUCCAUAGUACCCAGGGUUUUCAAAAUGGCGCAUGCAGAUAAUAAUGAUAAAAUCAACCCUUUCUUUUCUUGCUCAAAAGGAUCUGCUGAAUGCUAUCCGGAGCUCUUCAAGCUUUACUCACAGUCCCAGCAGACCAGUGCCAGUAAUUCGUACAAUUCCAACAAACUUUUCUUUCAGUCCACCCUUUUGCCUAAGGCUCAUGAAACUCCUGUAAAAAAACGCGGCCGCCCACGCAAGCAUCCACUGCUUGUUGAUCAAGACAAAUGCCCGAAAGAUUGGCAGAAUCCUGGCAGCUGCCUGCACGUUGGAUAUGCCAACUGUGCAGAAAUUUCAACAUUGGGCGGUGGUAAAUGUGACAACUCGCCUAACGUGAACACUCCCUCUUCUGCGUCUGCGGCAUCGUCAGUUACAAGUGGUGAAAUUUGCAAUGGCCUGCAGGAAGGAGUUAAGCGUAAUUACCAACGGCGGACUUCGACACCCAAAAUUCCAAAACCGACUCCUCGAAGUGUUGUCAAUAUACACGCUAUGUUAAUGGACGCGCUGUGCUCUUAUACGAUCAAGCGUGCUCACAUUCCACGAGAAAUCAAAGAGCUCACCCGGAAGAAGCGUCCAUGUGUGGCCGAUAUGACAGCGAUUCUCGGCUAUCAAGAGCAGAUGAAUAUCCUUCUGCGGUCUGAAUAUUAUUUCUUGCAAAAGAUAGAAGAGGAAUAUGGUUCAGUCACACCGUGCUACGAUAACAGCGUAGGAAUUCCGUUGCACUCCACAAGUAAUUCUGCUCUCGAGUUAGAUAGCCUUAUUGUGGCUUCUGAGAAAGCGCUUAGAGAGUUUCCUGUGGAGACAUGAUCGUCAAAUUAACGAUUCUAAAGUUUCUUGAAGUACUUAUCCCUGUAUCAUAUUAUCUCGUAUGCAAACGAAUUCCAUAAGUAUGGAGUGGCAAAGGGUCAAGCACUUGGUUCAGAUUUAUCAGAACUAUGAAAAAUAACUAUGAACUAACAACUUUGUUGUCCCUGUACCUAAAAUGAAAUAAAAUGGAUACUGUUUCAAGGAAAUAAAGGUCAAGUGACCAUGUAAAAA